Messenger RNA from Ipomoea nil (Japanese morning glory), 1828 nucleotides. RefSeq lists its product as uncharacterized. Lineage: Eukaryota; Viridiplantae; Streptophyta; Magnoliopsida; Solanales; Convolvulaceae. The record is from RefSeq and is a predicted model, not a curated record. The coding region runs from base 108 to 1589 and encodes 493 amino acids. The transcript has a single exon.
ACAUUUCAUUCAUUCUUCUUUCUUCUUCACCGCUUUCUCCCUUGGGGCGUUCAAACCUAUCUCUCUUUCUAUUAAACAAUUUCACACCCAAUUUUAACUUAUAUUUGAUGGAAAUCUCUGCUUUCCCAUUCCCCGUCUCCGACGACUUCUUCUCCAUUAAUAAUUCCCAGCCUUUCUUCUUCAAUGAUUUUGACUUCCCAGAUAACAACAAUACUAAUACUCUCGCUCUUGUCUCCCAACCCACUCCCAAGAAGCAGAAAACCAAUGAUUCAAUCCAGGAGAUCUUGAAUAGGCUGUUGUUUUCCGAUCACGAAAUGCCCAAAACCGAGCAGAAUCCGGCGUACCCAGAUAAUGGAGAUUUUGCGCUUCUUCAUGAUGAUGAUAAUACUUUUUUCCCCUAUCAUAAUUCUUCGUUUACUAUGGAAAUGGUGAAUGAUAAUGGAAAGCGCUCUCGCGGCGAUGAGGUUGUAAGCACGCCGGAGGACGCCGCCGCCGCCGCCGCAGGCGGCGGCUCUAGCGGUGGAGCGCCGCCGCAGGGGCAGAGCCAGAGGAGGUUAUGGGUGAAGGACCGGUCGAAUGCAUGGUGGGAGCAAUGCAAUAGUCCUGAUUUUCCCGAGGAAGAGUUCAAGAAGGCGUUUAGGAUGAGCAGAGCGACGUUUGAUUUGAUCUGCGAGGAAUUGGAAUCGGUGGUGACGAAGAAGGACACCACUCUCCGCCUGGCCAUCCCGGUUCGCCAGCGGGUCGCCGUCUGCGUUUGGCGGCUCGCCACCGGAGAGCCGCUCCGGGAGGUCUCCAAGCGUUUCGGGUUAGGCAUCUCCACCUGCCACAAGCUGGUUCUUGAAGUCUCCGCCGCAAUCCGAACGGUUCUCAUGCCCAAAUUCCUCCAAUGGCCGGAACCCCAACACAUGACCAAUAUCAAACGCGAAUUCGAAGCCUUCUCCGGCAUCCCGAACGUGGCCGGAGCAAUGUACACCACCCACGUCCCCAUCGUCGCCCCCAAAGUCUCCGUGGCCGACUACUUCAACAAGCGCCACACAGAGAGAAACCAAAAAACAUCCUACUCCGUUACCGUCCAAGGCGUGGUAGAUUCCAACGGAGUUUUCACCGACGUUUGCAUCGGCUGGCCGGGAUCCAUGACCGACGACAAGAUUCUUGAAAAAUCGGCGCUUUACGAGAGAGCAAACCGGGGACUUCUCAAGGACCUCUGGGUGGUCGGAAACUCAGGGCAUCCAUUAACGGACUGGGUUCUAGUCCCCUACACCCACCAGAACCGGACAUGGGCACAGCACGGCUUCAACGAGAAACUCUCCGGCGUGCAGGCGGUGGCUAAGGAGGCGUUUAUGCGGCUGAAAGCGCGGUGGAGCUGCCUCCAGAAGCGGACGGAGGUGAAGCUCCAGGACUUGCCGGUGGUGCUGGGAGCUUGCUGUGUUCUCCACAACAUCUGCGAAAUCAGAGGGGAAGAAUUGCCGCCGGAAUUAAGGUUCGAUCUGUACGAUGAUGAAGUUGUCCCCGAGAUUCCUGUUCGAUCCGCUAACGCAAUGCAAGCUCGGGAUCAAUUGGCUCACAAGCUCCUACAUCAACUUGUAUAGAUUCAUUACUAUGUAUACCUAGCUACUAUCCCAAAUUCGGGGAUUUUAAGGAUUUAUUUACAACAUUUGUAAUCCGACUUCAUCGCCUUAGCUUCCACAGAUGAUCAAAUCAAAGUUUUGUUUUACAGAUUUAUUCAAAAUUUUAGGAUAUAUAAUAGAGUUUGGAGGAGUCAUGUUAUAGGAAUCAUUGCUUCUUGUAACGGUUCAUAUAAUAAGGACUGCUUUUUCAUUUGUAAUUA